AUGGGCAAAGCUUACAAUAUUGGUCUUGCGAUAUUCGCGGCCAUUGGGUCUUUUCUGUUCGGUUACGACUCAGGUGUGAUGACGGACGUUAUCGCAUCGCAGAACUUCUUGGACUUCUUUGGCACGACUCCUACAUCACCAACCAUCGGCGCGAUCAAUGCUACUUUCAGUGGAGGUGCCGUCUUUGGCGCCCUAUUCGGCGGUGUCAUUAUGGAUAAAUACGGUCGCCGCAGAACUAUUGGCAUCGGAGCGUUGAUCUGCACGGUAGGUGCUGUCUUACAAGCGGCAGCAUACUACUUAGCCAUGAUGUUGGUGGGCCGAAUCGUCGCCGGAUUUGCCGUUGGACUCCUAUCCAUGAGUGUGCCCGUGUAUCAGUCCGAGUGCGCUCAUCCAAAGAUCCGUGGCCUAAUCGUUGGAAUCGCCCAGCAAAUGAUUGGAGUUGGCUUCAUUGUUUCGACAUGGGUCGGCUACGGCUCCCAUCAGAUGCCCGAUUCGUCGUCCUUCCAGUGGCGAUUUCCAUUAGCAUUCCAGGCUUUGCCGUCGGCGCUGCUCUGUGUUGGUAUGCUCUGGUUACCAGAAUCUCCACGGCAUCUUAUUGCAACAGAUCGUUUGGAGGAUGCUAUGCGUAUCCUGAGAAAGCUUCACUUUGACGGCAGUAACAACGACUGGAUUCAAGCUGAAUUUGCGGAGAUCAAGAUGACCAUUGAUACGGAAAAAGCUGUAACUGCGCCAGGAUGGCUCAUCAUGUUCCGAAUUCCUCAAUGGAGGCGGCGACUGAUGCUGGGCACGCUGGUGCAGGUGUUCACUCAAUUCACCGGGAUCAAUGUCAUUGGAUAUUACCAGACCAUCAUGUAUGAGUCGCUUGGCUUUACCGGAAAGACAAAGUUGUUGGUGGCCGGUAUCUACAACUGUGUUGGCCCGCUUGCCAACCUGGUGUUCAUCACAUUCCUCAUUGACCGUAUUGGCCGGAAACGACCGCUUAUAUACGGUGUUAUCGCCAUUACUAUCGCGUUGAUUUGCGAAGGUGUUGUCAAUAGCCAAAAUAUUGACGGGUCUAAACACGGUCUCAGCAUUGCUGGCGUGGCCUUCCUCUUCAGUGUUAGCAUCAUCUUUUCGCUGUCAUUCGGACCUGUAUCCUGGACAUACAUGUCAGAAGUGAUGCCGUAUCAAAUCCGCGGCAAGGGCUGUGCAUUCGCGACUGGUAUUGGCAACUGGCUUGUGAGUACGUUCUGGGCACAAGUCAGCCCGAUCGCCCUAGGAGACCUUGGCUGGAAGUUCUACUUUGUCUUCGUUGCUUUCAAUCUCGUCGUAACUCUUCCCACGCUUAUAGUGAUGUUUGAGGAAACCAAGGGCAAGUCUUUAGAAGAAAUCGACUUGAUGUUUGGGGAUAGAGCAUUGGGAAAUCUACCCACAGACAUUGAGAAAGUGGCGUCCAAGGCGGCGGCCGAGGACACCGGCAACCAUGACGGGGUCGCCUAG
Molecule: messenger RNA, 1479 nt
Organism: Pochonia chlamydosporia 170
Lineage: Eukaryota; Fungi; Ascomycota; Sordariomycetes; Hypocreales; Clavicipitaceae
Product: MFS sugar transporter
Exons: 6
Coding region: 1-1479 (492 amino acids)
Biological process (GO): carbohydrate transport; transmembrane transport
Cellular component (GO): membrane
Molecular function (GO): carbohydrate:proton symporter activity
Source: RefSeq, a predicted model, not a curated record